GUAACACUACACCUUCAUUUGYUCCUCUGCUCUCCAUGGACAGCUUUUUGGAUGCAGUACCCUUUUUCAGGUAUAUCAUUUAUUUUUAAUCUGGUUAUAGGUUUAAUUUGUGAUUUGUAAGUGGAGAGGCUCUUUUUGCUCUAUUUUAAACAGGAUGAUUAUGUGCAAACAGAGCUGCUCUCACCUGAGGACACCUUUCAACCUUUGCUGUCCACCGUGGUUACUGUUAUGCUCUGCGGUGCUCAUGAGCACAGAGCUGAGAUGCACACGAGGGCUGAAGGUGACAUCGACAAGCCCGCAGACCGUCCAGAGGGCCGAGGGCGACACCGUGACUUUGGGUUGCAGCUACAUGCCGAGCUUAUUGGACACCGGAGAAAUUGACAUUGAAUGGUCUGUGCUCAGUCCAGACACGACCAAGAAGGAUCAGAUGCUUCUGUCAUACACCGGCGGCACCAAGUACGACCAUGGAGGUCCUAGAGUUACCGAAGGCUUCAGCUUUGCUGCAGGCGAUCCCUCCAAGGGCGACGCUUCUCUCUCCAUCGCUCAGCUGUCACGCAACCACACUUCUACCUACCAGUGCAAAGUGAAGAAGUCGCCUGGGGUCGACACCCGCAAGGUGUCACUGGUGGUUAAGGUAAAACCAUCUGUGCCUCGCUGCUGGCUGGAAGGAGGGGAGCUGGUCGGUGGAGCCGUUUCUCUGCACUGCGAGUCCUCUGAAGGAUCCACUCCCCUUACAUACAAGUGGCGGAGAGAAAGCAAAGACCCCAUGCCUGCUGCUGCCACACAGGACAGCGCAUCCGGGGAGUUGAGAAUCAGCAACCACACACAGAGCUUUGCAGGGAUCUACCUUUGUGAGGUGAACAAUGCUGUUGGAGCCGAACGCUGCAGGAUCAGCCUGAGAGCCAGCAAGCAUCCAAACAGAUCUGCAGUGAUCGGGGGGAACGUYGUGGGCUCGCUUCUCCUCGUCUUCAUCUUACUGGUGUUUGCUGGGGUCCUGUACUGGAAGCUGGAGGACAGACGCCACCAUGAUGAGGAGUUCUCUAACGAGAUCAGGGAGGACGUGGGGCCACCUGACAGCCGCCCGGUGAGCCGGCACACCGGUCCGCAAACCGCUUACAGCUGGGCGGAUCAGAACAAUGUCAGCUAUUUCACACACAAUCCCUCCAGCUACAGGCAAGGACAAACAGCGAUGCAACAUGCAGCGGUACGCAGCGCGACGCUGGAGGACUUUAACCUGGACACUGCAGGGCCGUUUGGACAGGRAAASAAUAGAGAGAGAAGUUAAAUGUACAUGCAGGGCAAAAUGUUCAGUGUAUCGCAAUUUUUAAAAAAGUAAUGAACACAAUUUUGACACUUUAAAAAAAA
This is a messenger RNA of Poecilia reticulata (guppy), 1365 nucleotides long. The record is from RefSeq and is a predicted model, not a curated record. NCBI's taxonomy places the organism in Eukaryota, Metazoa, Chordata, Actinopteri, Cyprinodontiformes, Poeciliidae.